AUGAGUCAGCUUUGCGAGUUUCCGAGACCACACCCGAAACAAGCCUGGCGUGGUAUGGCGCUUCGGACGCCUUGUCGACUAAAGGGCCUAUCGCACACACGACGACUCGAGCCGGGGAGGGUGUGGCAGCCUCGAAACGAGGGGACCGCCAGCCUCAACCACGUCGUUUCGACGCCUCCUUCCACCCACAUUUAUUAUCCUCCCGCCCCAAAUCAUUCUCGUCUGCCGUCUCUGUCAGCUAUUCCCCUCGAACCUCUCAUAAACCCCGUCUUGUUCUGGUCGGAGCACCAAAGUCGACUCGACUUACGUCGACUUGCGUCGAUUUACGUGAAGUCAAACCAAGUCGAAGGCCCAUGGGUCCGGCUCGGUCGACAGGUCGGGUUGUUCAACUUGGAAAACUGCAAAUACACACAGUCCUUAGUCAAUGCAAACAGCACUCGAGCACCAAACAAAUAUGCGACAACGACCUUCAGGGCUCAGGUGGUUCAUAGUCGAAUAAUCCCAGCCUCCUCAUCUGAAUCUGAUGCUAUAGUUUGCGCCCUCCGAGAUGCGGCCCUCGGCAACAAGAACUCAACGAGGCAACUGAGUCGCAACCCGGUGACGACAGGUUAUUGGACAGGAUGGAACAAAGUGAUUAGACUGAAACUGGGACUCACCUCGUCCUCCGGCUUGCGCCUGUCUGUGCCUCCCUUGCCUACCGGUUGCUUGGGCUCAACACCACCUGUCCGUGCGGGUAGAGUCGAGCAGGCAGACUCUGUUUGGACAUGCGAUAAAAAGACGAGAUGA
Molecule: messenger RNA, 786 nt
Organism: Protopolystoma xenopodis
Lineage: Eukaryota; Metazoa; Platyhelminthes; Monogenea; Polystomatidea; Polystomatidae
Source: the annotation of a GenBank genome assembly